UGUCUAAAUGCUAACAUUAACCCUAGUGAAAAGGGGUUUACUUCAACCUCCACAUCGACCUAAACUUUCACGUCGAUUAAGUUUUGGCUCGACCUUGUACCCAACACAUCCAGAAAAUUAUACUCUAUCACUUCUACAGUUCAACAAAUUAACGAUAUAUAUUUUUCCUAAAUUAAUUUCAUGUUUUUGUCGCCUUGCAUCGUUCGUGUUAACACAUAUAUUUGUGUGUGUGUGGUGUAUAUUUAUGAGUAAAUGGAUGUAAAGUAACGUUAGCAAUCCACUAAUUAUGCCUUUUAUGUUUGUGGUGGAGUGUUCGUUGAGAUUUAUGAUUUAUCGUAUGGCGUCAUUUGGUACGUCAUUAGGGUUCUACUUAUAGUUCCAAUUGUAUAAAUAUCAAUAUAUAUGAACUGUGUGCAUCGUAUAUAUAUAUGUACAUACAUGCAUAUGGAUAAAUGUUUACGUAAGGGUAGCUUUAGUUAACGAGUUUCGAUCUUUUUCGAUUUUUUUUUGCUUUGCAACUUUAAAAAUCGAUUGGUUUCUCGUGAUAUUAACAUAUUAUAUAGGUGGGGAUGCAAAUAUUGGGAUAAUUGUACUAAUGACAUCAGUGAAUGAUAUAUCAUAACUUUCAUACAAUUAAAAAAUAGUUUUUCUGCGUAUCGACCUACUAAAUUAAGUUUUAGUUUUUUUCCGAAUGUACCUCCAUCAUGGCUGAAUCAUUGGCCGUAGAAAAAAGAUAUAUUAAUUUCAGGUUCUGAAUUUUUUGCUUUUUUUUUUGAUAAUUCAGAAUUUUAGUUAAUAGAUCAAGGGCUUUAUGAAUAAAAAUAGAGUGAUGGAAUUCAUAUUUUUGAGAGAAGAAAAAGGAGGGACCCAUGUGAAGAUUAAGUUCUUAACGAUGUUUCCUGUUUUGCACUGGGCCUUUAUAAAGAGAAGGGUUUAGGAUUGUAUUGGGCCCUUAUAUUUGUACAUUUUGGCCCGAUAUAAAAAAACCGAAGGCUGACUAUUAUUACCUCACGUUACGGGUCAACGUUUUUGUAAACUAAGCAGCAAUGCCAAAUAAUAUUAUUUUAUUUUACUUUGGAUUGGUUUUGGUGAUUUGGUCCAAUUACAAUCUCCUUUACCCACUUAUCAGUAGUGGCAUAUUAUGCCAAAAAACAAUUUUCAGCAGUGGCAGAAAUAUAUACGUAAGUCCAUCACCUCCCUAUAAAUAUACUUCUUGAUGUUUCAAAAUAAAAAAAGUUUUAUAUAUAUUAAUGGGGUUUUUUCUUGUUUUCCACUAAAGAUAUAUAAAUAUAAAUAUAUAUGCAGCUAAUUUUCUUGAAGUAUGAAUCUAUGAUGGAUAAAUGGUUAAUCUUUAGAAACACUAUGAAAUUUUAUCAAAUCCACUUUUCUAUAUAUAUAUAUAUCCUAAAAACUAUGAAAUUUUGAAAACGAGUGAAAUAGAUACACAUCUUUUGUUUCCUUUUGAAAAAGAGUGAAAUAGAUAUACAUCUUUUUUUUUUUUUUACAACUGUAAUUUUUUAAUAGAUAAGAACAUUAACAAAUGAAAAGAUAAGAUCAAAACACUCUAUUUUUUUGUUCUUAAAAUAAGAACUAGACUAAGAAAAGAGAUGACCAAGAUUGACUAUAUAUAAAGAUGGUUUAGUCAUUGGUUUUCAAUAUAUCCAUAAUUAAUUUAUAAUCACAAAAUGGCAAAUCUCUCCAGUUUACUCACGACAGCUCUCCUCCUUUGCACCGCCAUGCUAACGUGCACCGCCCGCCCGGAACCUGCCUACUUCGCCUCCUUCACAACCUCUCCGGCGGAUACACUUAGUCUGGAAAUGAUAGAAUCAAAACUACAUGACGUGGCGGGAGAGAGCUGCGAUAAAGAAGACGACGAAGAUUGCUUGGUGAGAAGAACAUUGACGGCUCAUCUUGAUUAUAUCUAUACACAGAAGAAUAGUCACCAUUAGCUAUAAAUGUUAAUUAUUGUAACUGUUGUGAAUUCAAAUUAUUCUCACAUGUUACGAAUGUGUAUAUAGAAUCAUUAAU
Molecule: messenger RNA, 2028 nt
Organism: Arabidopsis lyrata subsp. lyrata
Lineage: Eukaryota; Viridiplantae; Streptophyta; Magnoliopsida; Brassicales; Brassicaceae
Product: putative phytosulfokines 4
Exons: 2
Coding region: 1686-1949 (87 amino acids)
Biological process (GO): cell population proliferation
Cellular component (GO): extracellular region
Molecular function (GO): growth factor activity
Source: RefSeq, a predicted model, not a curated record